CCCCGCACUUCUCUCUGGACAUGGGUUGUUAUGAUUGCUGUAUCCGGUGCAUUGGGGCAGUGCCCUACCCAUCCCUGGUGGCCACCUUGCUAUGCUAUGCUGGCAUGGCAUUAUUUUGUGGCUGUGGGCACGAAGCGUUGGCCCAGACCGAAGUACUCGUCGAGACUUACUUCGCCCGCAGCGUUCAGGACUAUGAGGUCAUGGCCUCCUUUAUCAAAUAUUUCCAGUAUGUGAUCUAUGGCCUAGCAUCAUUUUUCUUCCUCUACGGCAUCCUGCUGCUGGCUGAGGGUUUCUACACCACGAGCGCUGUCAAGCAGACCUUUGGUGAAUUCAGGAGCACCCAAUGUGGCCGCUGCCUCAGCCUGACGUUUAUCAUAGUGACGUACAUCUUGGCCUUCAUCUGGCUGGCCGUGUUUGCCUUCACUGCCAUACCAGUCUUCUUCCUGUUCAACAUGGAGCAGACUUGCCACAACAUCAACAUCCUGGCUGAAACAACCCCCAGUAUUAAUCAGCAUGGCUGGAUUUGCAUGGACGCCAGGCAGUAUGGUCUUCUUCCUUGGAACGCAAUGCCAGGCAAGGCUUGUGGAAUGACCUUAGCAUCUAUUUGCAAAACCAGCGAAUUCUACGUCACCUAUGACUUGUACAUAGCUGCAUUUGCUGGUGCCGGGGUCACUCUCUUAGCACUGUUUCUGUAUCUGGUUGCCACCACCUACAACUACGCAGUCUUGCGGUUUCUGGGCAGGAAAGGCAUUCGCUAAGUGCAACAUCUCCAUCCCAGUCAGCCCCAUCUUCUGGCUAUGAGACGGACAGUCAACAUAUUUCACAGACAUGUGUUUCUCGUCCCUGUUUUGUAUGAACAACAGACAGAGAGAUGAAGAUAACUCACCCCCCAGCAGCAAGCUCUGGCCUUCUCCUCAAAUCUUCCUCUCAGAUGAUUCUCUUAGCUUUGUUGUUCAUUGUCCUCUCGGAAGUUCUAUCUCUCAUUUUAUCCUUUUUCUGAGGCUUCAUUGGUGCUGAUGCUUUUGUCAGAUCGUGAUGUAUGAUGUUUCAUGAAUAAUUGAGAGUAAUGACAGCUUGCCUUGCAAAUCAUAACUGCAUGCACACCGUUCAGUGUUUACUGAUGCAUAUAUUGUUUCUGAAUAUGAUUUCGCUGCUGCCUCAUUAUCACCAUCUUGUGUAUCAACAUUGUGCGAACUAAGGCAAGUAAAGCUGAAUGUACCAAAAUUCUCUGCAAAGGUUAAAUGUAUCCUUCCAUCUCCCUGUUUGCUAUCACUUACAAUACAUGCACAUUGCAUUUGCUCCCAAUGCAUUUUUGCUUUGUUUCAAUACCACUGUUUAGGGGUGGAAACAGUAUGUGUAUCAAUUUCCUGGAGGUUUUUCAGUUACUGCUUAAAAUAAGCUGUUUUUAUAUCACUGAGGUGUUGAUGCUUCAAUAACUUGCCCCCAAGUGUUUGCUGUGUAGCCCGGCUAU
Molecule: messenger RNA, 1471 nt
Organism: Xiphias gladius (swordfish)
Lineage: Eukaryota; Metazoa; Chordata; Actinopteri; Istiophoriformes; Xiphiidae
Gene: plp1b
Product: proteolipid protein 1b
Exons: 7
Coding region: 21-758 (245 amino acids)
Biological process (GO): axon development; central nervous system myelination
Cellular component (GO): myelin sheath; plasma membrane
Molecular function (GO): structural constituent of myelin sheath
Source: RefSeq, a predicted model, not a curated record